AUGUCAUCAAACUUUAUGUUUUUUGGUAGCAGAAGAAUCAGUCUCAAGAUGAUUACUAAAGAUGCGAAAAUGUCAAGAGAGCAUUUGGGAAAUGAGAACGAGUUACUAAAAUCUGGAAAAGAAACUCCUUCUAGUCCAGGAGCAUCUAAGAGAGUUAAUCGCCGAUUGUCAGUGGCCCAGGAGGAUAAAGGAUUUUUGGACAGAGAGUUCAAUAAUCUGACUCCAGAAGUGGAUUUUAAUCAGGAAAAAUGGGAGCAAAGAACUACACAUCCUAAACCUGAUACUCCGUUGCAUUUUCGCGAAUCCAAUGAAGAAUCAGGAGCAGAUAAGACAACGGACAUCAACUUUUAA
This is a messenger RNA of Schizosaccharomyces cryophilus OY26, 351 nucleotides long. RefSeq lists its product as uncharacterized. The record is from RefSeq and is a predicted model, not a curated record. Bases 1 to 351 code for a protein of 116 amino acids. The transcript is spliced from 2 exons. NCBI's taxonomy places the organism in Eukaryota, Fungi, Ascomycota, Schizosaccharomycetes, Schizosaccharomycetales, Schizosaccharomycetaceae.